GCGGGGAAGCUCGGUUUUGGUGAGCAAGAUCUAGAGAGGAGAAGAGAGAGAUCCAGAGAGAGAAAAGGAGCAAGACAGAGGGACGGAGAGUCCCUCCGACGACCACUGCUUCUCAGCCGCGGCUGAUGUCCCCCUUUGGCCGCGUCUCUUCCCCGUGCCGAGCCUCGAUAAAUCCCGGUUCGCCGUUUUUUGCUUUUAUUUGAUUCGGGAUCGUUUUCGCCGAGGAUCCCGGCUCGGCGGCGUUAAGACGGCCACCCAUGACCUAAGUCGUCUCAGGCUCGACUCUUAGCCACCGCCGCCGAGCCGGGUAAGGCCGGCGACCACCGCGCCCCUGUUUUGCUCCGUCGACCCCUCUCUGUUUGGGCCCUGUUUUUUUGGGCGGCUCGGACCGUAGCUCGUGGCCGUCCGGCACACGCGGCUUCGGUUCCCGUCCGUCCCAUGCCUAACUGUGGUUUGCGUCCUGUUCAUGUGUCGAGUUCGGAUCGGAUUAAUCACAAGAACGCCCAAAAAGAACCACCCUCCAAGCCCGCCUUCCCUCCCCGUCGUCGGCCACCUCCACCAUCUCAAGAAGCCUGUCCACCGGACCCUCCUCGCUCUCUCCCGCACCUAUGGCCCCAUCCUCUCCCUCCGCUUCGGCGUCCGCCCCAUCGUCAUCGUUUCCUCCGUGUCCGUCGCCGAGGAAUGCUUCACCCAGAACGACGUCGUCCUUGCAAACCGACCCAGGUUCAUCAUCGGCAAGUACCUUGGGUACAACUACACCACCGUUGCCGGCGCCCCCUACGGCGAUCACUGGCGCAACCUCCGCCGAAUCGGUGCCGUUGAGAUAUUCUCCUCACACCGCCUUGACACAUCGCUCGGAAUCCGCAAGGAUGAGGUCAAGCGCCUCAUGAGGAAGCUGCUCAGGUGCCAAAGCAGCGACAGCUUUGCAAGGGUGGAGCUGAGGGCGGCCCUUACGGAGCUGACAUUCAACGUGAUGAUGAGGAUGAUGGCGGGGAAGAGGUACUACGGGGAGGACGUGAGCGACGUGGAGGAGGCAGCGACCUUCAGGGACAUCAUCAAGGAGAUCGUGAAGUACUCAGGGAGCUCAUAUCCCGGGGACUUCCUGCCGCCACUCAGGUGGAUUGACUACGGCGGAUACAUGAAGAGGAUGUUCAAGCUCGGGAAGAAGACGGACGGGUUCUUGCAGGGGCUGAUCGACGACCAUCGGAAGAAGAAGGAGAGGGAGGAGGAGAAGAAGAGCACGAUCGAUCACUUGCUGGCGAUGCAGGCGUCGCAGCCGGAGUAUUACACGGACGAGAUCAUCAAGGGGUUCUUGCUGACACUUCUGAUUGCUGGAACUGAUACAUCAUCUGUCACAAUGGAGUGGGCGCUUGCCAAUUUGCUCAACCAUCCCAAUAUCUUAGAAAAGGCAAGAACAGAGAUAGACUCCCAAGUUGGCCAGGAUCAUUUGAUAGACGAAUCAGAUCUCGCGAAGCUACUUUUCCUUCGUAACAUUAUCUCAGAGACACUUCGGUUACACCCACCCGUCCCACUUCUCAUACCCCACUACUCAUCAGAUGAUUGCAAAAUAGGAGGGUACGACGUGCCCCGCGACACAAUUGUGAUGAUCAAUGCUUGGGCCAUUCACCGAGACCCCGAACAAUGGCCCGAUCCGACGGCCUUCAAGCCAGAAAGGUUCGAAGGUGGUGAUGGUCAAAUGAAUAGGUUGAUAUUGCCUUUUGGGUUGGGGAGGAGAGCAUGUCCCGGUGCACCUUUGGCUCAUAAAAUGGUUGGCUUGGCUUUGGCUUCACUCAUUCAAUGCUUUGAAUGGAAGAGGACUGGUGAAGAGGAAGUUGACAUGAAUGAGGGUGAAGGUCUAACAAUGCCCAAGGAAAAGCCAUUGGAAGCAUUGUGCAAAGCACGUGAGAUCGUGAAUAGAGUUCUCUCUUAAUCAUCUCAUGAUGUCUGAGGGUAGCUCAUUUACGUUGUAGUUUUCGAUAACAGGUUAUUUUUAAUGAUGUACUAUUGUGCUAGCAUUUGAUUCCUUUUGUAUUAGUUCAUAAUUGAACAUGGCAGGCCCUUAUUUCAACAA
Syzygium oleosum is the source of this 2071-nucleotide messenger RNA. Its product is annotated as cytochrome P450 81Q32-like. Bases 467 to 1930 code for a protein of 487 amino acids. Lineage: Eukaryota; Viridiplantae; Streptophyta; Magnoliopsida; Myrtales; Myrtaceae. The record is from RefSeq and is a predicted model, not a curated record. Gene Ontology annotation, molecular function: heme binding; oxidoreductase activity, acting on paired donors, with incorporation or reduction of molecular oxygen; iron ion binding. The transcript has 3 exons.